Messenger RNA from Cylicostephanus goldi, 303 nucleotides. The record is from the annotation of a GenBank genome assembly. Lineage: Eukaryota; Metazoa; Nematoda; Chromadorea; Rhabditida; Strongylidae.
AUGUUGGGAGCGAAUUCGGGUUCUCAAACUGAUACUGAGUCGUCGAACAGAAUGAAUACGGGGUCACCUUUGGAUACCGAGUCAUCGCACAUGGAAGCACCAAACACAGAAAAUGAAAUUAACCAUGAGAACGAACAGACAAAUAUGCUCACUGCUGCACCAGAUUCUAUGCUCACUCCUUCCCCGGAUUCGCAGACGGGCGGUGAUGUCGAGACCUAUCAGACAAGAAAUGAAACGGUGCCUGAACAGCCACCACUGGAUGUCGACCUGCAAAGGCCGCAUCUCAAAACGACCGAUCAGUAA